AACUUUCGAGGUGUGCUGGCAUUCCGUGUUAAUAGAGAUAUGCGUUGUGAUAAUCGGAAGUUGCUCAUCUGUACAUUAUAGAUUUCUUCAUUGAAAGCAAAUGUUCUGAUAAUUCUUAGAAUAUUUAUAAUAUGCUGGCUGGCUUUCCUUUAUGUAAUUAUAAAUUACGAUAUUUCUGAUAUAAAGUGUGAAGCAUUCGCUUUUAUGGAUCCAGUAGCCAAAUGCUGUCCGUGUCUGCUGAGCGAAGAGUCGCGUAUGCGCAAUGCAGUUAGCCGUGGAAUCGACCGUGAAAUGGAUGUCCAUAAAAAGUUUUCCCGCAAAGAACUGAAAAUGCUUCUACUGGGAACUGGUGAAGCGGGUAAAUCCACCGUACUAAAGCAGAUGCAGAUCAUCCACGGUCAAGAAUUCGCGGACGAGAGAAAACGCAUUGAAUUCGUCCAAUCCAUUCGGGAGAAUAUCUUUGAGGCCAUGAUUAUCAUGCUCAACGCCAUGGACCAGUUUGAUAUUCCCUUGGAGCACGAGGGCAACCAGAAACAUGCCCAACUGGUUAGAAAGCAAGGCAAAACAUACUGCCGAACAGAUAAGGGCGUGGAAGAUCAAGAAGCGCUGAAUUCCCUCAUGCAAGCCACCAAGAAAUUAUGGGAAGAUUCCGGUGUUCAAGAAGCCUACCACAGACGCAACGAAUACACUUUCGUGUACCUGAGCGAUUCAACCAAGUACUUUUUGCAACGGUUGGAUGCGAUCGCUAAGCCGAACUACGUUCCCACACAAGACGAUAUUCUCCGGGUGAGAAAGAGUUCAACGGGCGUCAAAGAGUACAGCUUCAAAGUGCGACAGGUGUACUUCCGUGUGGUGGACGUGGGUGGACAGCGGACGGAACGGCGCAAAUGGAUCCACUGCUUUGAGAAAGUGACCUCCAUCAUCUUCGUCUCCGCACUGUCGGAUUACGAUCAAAUGGUACUGGAAGUGGAUGCCCAGGGACAGGAGGGCGUCAAUCGGUUGCAAGAGAGUUUAGCUCUGUUCAAUGUGAUCAUCCAUGAGCGGUUCCUACAAGAAGCGGCCAUAAUAUUAUUCUUGAAUAAAACCGAUAUUUUUGAUGACAAGAUCAAAGUCCGCGAUAUGGGCAAAUACAUACCGGAGUAUAACGAAUACAAAUCCAAGCAUAGAUCGGCCAAAUCGAAGAGCGAGGGGGAUAUGGCAAAGGAGUUUGUGUUGCAGAUGUUCUUGGCCUAUGUCAAAUCAUACCUGUUGCAUAACGCGGAAAUUGCCGAAAAAGAGGCGGGCGAAAGAAAGAAGCGGGAUUAUGAGGCGGACGAUCCGGAUAAGUUGUUGUACUCGCAUUUGACGUGUGCGACAGAUACCGAAGGGAUGCGAUUUGUUACUACCGCCGUGGAGGAUUAUAACUUACGGAUAUCCCUGAUGGAUUUCCAUCUGCAGUGAUCCAUAUAUUAUAUAGUCAGUUAAUAAUGCUCGGACAAGUAACUUUGUUUUGUGUCAUAUGAAACACAGUUCAUCCUUGUAAUAUUAACUAGUGUUCUGCGCUGUCACCGGUGUGUGGCCGAGUCAGGCUGUUGCAUAAAUUCUACUCUUACUGCAUUCGGUAUGAAACUGUAUGGCAUUGUUGGUUAGCGGCAUUAACAAAACCAAAUAAAAUUUCAC
Molecule: messenger RNA, 1659 nt
Organism: Paramacrobiotus metropolitanus
Lineage: Eukaryota; Metazoa; Tardigrada; Eutardigrada; Parachela; Macrobiotidae
Product: guanine nucleotide-binding protein G(q) subunit alpha-like
Exons: 1
Coding region: 205-1440 (411 amino acids)
Biological process (GO): adenylate cyclase-modulating G protein-coupled receptor signaling pathway
Cellular component (GO): heterotrimeric G-protein complex
Molecular function (GO): G protein-coupled receptor binding; GTPase activity; G-protein beta/gamma-subunit complex binding
Source: RefSeq, a predicted model, not a curated record